CCCAUCCCCUGCUAUAGAAAUGUAUUCACUAUUUAUGGGCAAUAUUGUAAUAUUGGCCAGUCUGCUGCUGCUGGCACUGGUAGACAGAGUACUGGUAGCUGGCAAAAAACAGGUACUACUAGUACCCGGUAUUGAAUGUGGUCCGGCCUACCUGAUCAUACAUACCAGUGCUCAACAGUGCGCUACCGACAAAUGGCUGUCCAAUAGUAGUAUUAGUAGUAGCGAUGAUGAUAAUCACGAACCCGUACAACGGCUUCGGGAUUGUUGCCGAAUAAUGGACAUCAUUGUCAUGAGAGACCAAUUGUAUAGCAAACUAUGUAACCUAACCAACCAGUUAUCCUAUAAGUUGUGGCUACAGAAAACAACUAAAACAACUGAAUCCCAGUGCAAAAUAUUGAAUAGUAUAGACUAUGCUAAGUCCCGGUGCAAUGGCCAGUCAGUAUAUAAAGAUAGCAAACGUUGCGCUUACUAUAAUCAACAUAUUAGCGGUGAUGGUAUGGGUGGUAGUGGUAGUGGGCGUAUGGGUAUUAUUAGUAGAAACAGGUUGACCAGUAAUGAUACCCAUAUUGAUGAUGAUGUAGGAACUGGUGGUAAUAGUACUGUUGAUGACACUAACACCACCACUACUACUACUAUGUUGAGUGAUAAUAGUAUCAAUAGUACUGUUAGUAUUGAUAACACUAAUGAUAGUGUUUUAGUGACCAUCGGUACCGUCGCCGCCGCCGCCGCCAACUUAACGGAUAUUACAGACAGUGACAACAAAACUAUACAGUCAUCUACUGGUGGAGGAGGAACUGAAAAAUCAAUGACAACGACAAUAAUGACCACUAAAAACAAUUUAUUGAAUAUGACAUGGAUUUGGCUAAUCAUUAUCAGUGUGUUUGUUAUGCUGGCAAUCAUAGCAGCAAUCGGCAUAUACUGUAUGAAACGGACGGCCGAUAAAAAUGACAAACAGUUGUCUACUAAAACACCGCCGCCUAAGCUGGCGCCGCCGACUGGCGUUGUUGGGCAGCAGACACCGGCACCGGUAGCUGUACUGACGGCACCUGUAGUGUCUCAAACUGUCGACGACAAUGAUUUGGCUGCCGAUUCUGUCAGGUCUAGCGAUUCCGAUGAAGAUAUUAUUAGCAAAAUAGAUUCCGAUCCAUCAGUUUGAUGGUCAGGUCAGGU
Molecule: messenger RNA, 1170 nt
Organism: Oppia nitens
Lineage: Eukaryota; Metazoa; Arthropoda; Arachnida; Sarcoptiformes; Oppiidae
Exons: 4
Coding region: 20-1156 (378 amino acids)
Source: RefSeq, a predicted model, not a curated record